CGUGGGGAGUGAAUUCGUGGUAUCAAGCUGCCAAAGAGAAUGACCUACCCAGAAUGUCCCAACCUUGGGGAGUGUAUUCGUGGUAUCAAGCUACCGAAAAAGAUAACCUGCCCAGAAUGAACCAACCUUGGGGAGUGUAUUCGUGGUAUAAUGGUGCUACUAAGAAAGAUAUUAAUGAAAACCACCCAGUCACCCCUUACUUCUUUGAAACAGAUUUACAUCAAGGAAAAAAAAUGAAUCUUCCAUCUCUCAAGAACCACAACCCAGCUCCCAUUUUGCCUCGCAAAAUUGCAGAUUCCAUCCCUUUCUCAUCGGACAAAAUGGAGGAAAUUCUUAAUCAUUUUUCCGUCGAUAAGGACUCAGAAGUUGCUAAAAUGAUCAAGAAAACAAUCAAAAUGUGCGAGGAGCCAGCGGGUAAUGGAGAGAAAAAAUAUUGUGCCACUUCCUUGGAAUCAAUGGUUGAUUUCGCCACAUCUCACCUGGGAACAAACAAUAUUAUAGCUCUUUCUACUGAAGUAGAGAAAGAAACUCCACAGGUGCAAAUAUAUACCAUCGAAGAAGUGAAGGAGAAAGCAAAUGGCAAAGGGGUGAUAUGCCACAAAAUAGGAUACCCAUAUGCAGUACACUUUUGCCAUGACGUAGGAAGCACAAGGACUUUUAUGGUGUCAAUGGUGGGUGCUGAUGGAACAAAAGUUAAUGCAGUAGCAGAAUGCCAUGAGGAUACUUCAUUAAUGAACCCUAAGGCAUUACCUUUUCAAUUGCUCAAUGUUAAGCCGGGAGAUAAGCCUAUUUGCCAUUUCAUUUUGGACGAUCAGAUUGCCCUAGUUAUUCCUUCUCGUGAUGGAACUCAAGUGGCUGAGAACUAGCAUGCAGAAAAUUCAGUCAUCUUAUGUAAUAUGUGGUUUUAGUGGUUUGCAUGUAUAAUAAUGGAUGUUGUGAUGCAAGUACUGUUUAACUUUGUUAUUCACGGUUAAUCAAGUAUUAUGUAUGCAUGUGUUAAUAGAAGUGAUCCGCAUUUUAAUAUAUGUCGUUAAUGUA
This is a messenger RNA of Nicotiana attenuata, 1038 nucleotides long. RefSeq names its product BURP domain-containing protein 3-like. The record is from RefSeq and is a predicted model, not a curated record. Lineage: Eukaryota; Viridiplantae; Streptophyta; Magnoliopsida; Solanales; Solanaceae. The transcript has a single exon. Bases 54 to 866 code for a protein of 270 amino acids.